Messenger RNA from Mirounga angustirostris (Northern elephant seal), 1708 nucleotides. RefSeq names its product gamma-aminobutyric acid type A receptor subunit alpha4 (gene GABRA4). Gene Ontology annotation, biological process: regulation of postsynaptic membrane potential; nervous system process; gamma-aminobutyric acid signaling pathway. The record is from RefSeq and is a predicted model, not a curated record. Gene Ontology annotation, cellular component: neuron projection; plasma membrane; GABA-A receptor complex. The transcript is spliced from 9 exons. Gene Ontology annotation, molecular function: benzodiazepine receptor activity; GABA-gated chloride ion channel activity; inhibitory extracellular ligand-gated monoatomic ion channel activity. NCBI's taxonomy places the organism in Eukaryota, Metazoa, Chordata, Mammalia, Carnivora, Phocidae. The coding region runs from base 1 to 1668 and encodes 555 amino acids.
AUGGUUUCUGCCAAGAAGGUACCCGCGAUCGCUACGUCCUCCCGGGUCAGUUUCGCCCUCCUGCACUUCCUGUGCCUGGCGGCUUGUUUAAACGAAUCCCCAGGACAGAACCAAAAAGAGGAGAAAUUAUGCCCGGAAAAUUUUACCCGCAUCCUGGACAGCUUACUCGAUGGUUAUGACAACAGGCUGCGUCCUGGAUUUGGGGGUCCUGUUACAGAAGUAAAAACUGACAUAUAUGUCACCAGCUUUGGACCUGUCUCUGAUGUUGAAAUGGAAUACACAAUGGAUGUGUUCUUCAGACAGACAUGGAUUGACAAAAGACUAAAAUAUGAUGGCCCCAUUGAAAUUUUGAGAUUGAACAAUAUGAUGGUGACAAAAGUAUGGACCCCUGAUACUUUCUUCAGGAAUGGAAAGAAAUCUGUUUCACAUAAUAUGACAGCUCCAAAUAAACUUUUUAGAAUUAUGAGAAAUGGCACUAUUUUAUACACAAUGAGACUCACCAUAAGUGCAGAGUGUCCCAUGAGAUUGGUGGAUUUCCCCAUGGAUGGUCAUGCAUGCCCUUUGAAAUUUGGAAGUUAUGCAUAUCCGAAGAGUGAGAUGAUUUAUACCUGGACAAAAGGUCCUGAGAAAUCAGUGGAAGUUCCAAAGGAGUCUUCCAGCUUAGUCCAAUAUGACUUGGUGGGGCAAACUGUAUCAAGUGAAACUAUCAAGUCCAUUACGGGUGAAUAUAUUGUUAUGACAGUUUAUUUCCACCUCAGACGGAAGAUGGGUUACUUUAUGAUUCAGACAUACAUUCCAUGUAUUAUGACAGUGAUUCUUUCUCAAGUUUCGUUCUGGAUAAACAAGGAAUCAGUUCCAGCUAGGACUGUAUUUGGAAUAACCACAGUCCUCACCAUGACCACACUGAGCAUCAGCGCACGGCAUUCUUUGCCCAAGGUGUCCUACGCUACUGCCAUGGAUUGGUUCAUAGCCGUCUGCUUUGCUUUCGUAUUUUCCGCCCUUAUUGAGUUUGCUGCUGUCAAUUAUUUUACCAAUAUUCAAAUGGAAAAAGCCAAAAGGAAGUCCUCAAAAGCCCUCCAGGAAAUACCAGUGGCUCCCGUGCAGAGAGAAAAGCCUCCCGAAGCACCUCUGCAGAACACAAAUGCCAGUCUGAACAUGAGGAAAAGAUCAAAUGCCUCAGUUCACUCUGAACCUGAUGUUGGCAACAGAACUGAGGUGGGAAACCAUUCGAGCAAAUCUUCCACAGUUCUUCAAGGAUCUUCCGAAGCCACAUCGAAGUCUUACUUAGCUUCCAGUCCAAACCCAUUCAGCCAUGCAAAUGCAGCGGAAACGAUAUCUGCUGCAAGAGCACCUCUAUCUGCUCCUCCUUCUACUCCUCGUAGAACUGGGUCUGUGGCCCAACAGGCUUCCGUUGGAUCUGCUUCUACCCACCGUGUGUUCGGAUCGAGACUGGAGCGAAUUAAGACCACCGUUAAUACCAUAGGGGCUCCCGGGAAGUUGUCAGCCACCACUCCUCCCUCUGCUCCACCACCGCCUGGAUCCGGCACAAGCAAAAUAGACAAAUAUGCCCGCAUUCUCUUUCCAGUAACAUUCGGGGCAUUUAACAUGGUCUAUUGGGUUGUUUAUUUAUCUAAGGACACUAUGGAGAAAUCAGAAAGUCUAAUGUAAUUGUGUUGCUAGAGUAGUUUCCUAAAAGAUGAUGAACUUA